Molecule: messenger RNA, 798 nt
Organism: Durusdinium trenchii
Lineage: Eukaryota; Dinophyceae; Suessiales; Symbiodiniaceae
Source: the annotation of a GenBank genome assembly
AUGCUGCCUCCAUUGCCCCUGGCCGGCGCAUCACCCGCUUCUGCUUCUGCAUCGGCAUCCUCCUGGCGCACUGAGCGUGGCAGGAGCAGCGAGAGAGGGAAAUCGGAUCCUGGCGGCUUGAGCUUUGAAGAGAGAGCAAGCCGCUUGGCUGCCAUCCGCGAAGCGGAAAGAGACGAACAAGCGGCCAAGCAGAAAGCUUUGGCCAAGCAGGCCAUUGAACUCUCCAAGGCUGCAGCUGGCCUCGCAGGCGCUUACCAAGAUCGGUGGCGUUCUCCACGUGAGGUUCGAGAUGGAGAUGCAGCAAAGAAUAUCGCCAAUCUUCGAUGUGCAAUGGAGGAUUUACGACGCGAAUGUAUCGAAGCAAGAGCUCCAAGCCCGUUGGACACCACCGUAGAAACCGCAAGCGAAACAACCAUGAAAGGUGCCGGUAAAGGCCCAAGCCAACGUCCGCGAGCUUCUUCCGGCUGGAGGCAGCCGUUCGGUGGAAAAGGUGAAUCUUUCGGUAAGGGUACCACCUUCACUGAACGUCCCAGUCGUGACCUGCAUCCUCAGCGGAUGGUUUUUGGUGGGUAUUCAAAAGAACGAGCCUCAUACGUCGCUAGCCACAAGGUUGCCGAGAGGGUCAGGAAGAUGGGAGAAGGCCCAGAACGGCGAGCGAUCCCCCCAGUACAGAGUUCAGAUGCUGACUAUGACUGGGAAGAUGAAGACUGGUACGAAGGUGAGUGGGGUGAUGGCGAUUGGGGUGAUGCUUGGGGAUGGUAUGGCUGGGAUGGCUGGGACGAAGGGUGGCAAUGGUAA